AUGAGAGCCACCUGCAGGGAUCUGUUAAGGAGCGGGUGGCAAGCUGUCGAGUCAGUGGCGCCAGGGAGUGACGCAGCCGCCUGCAGCCGCGCUGUGGUGCUUGCACUAGACCUCGCUGUGGUGAUCUCCCCGGCUCUAACCGCAGGGCGCAUGAUGACGACGGCAGCGGCAUCGGGAGCAUUCUGGCGCGGCCGAGGUCGACGCUUCGGUGGAGUCCUGGCCAGGCUGCAGUAUUCGGUGAGGGAGGCAUAUCUAGUUGCCAUCUGGGUUCCUCUACAGUGGUGCGAGUGGUCCGGGACGGUGCCUCUACAGUGGUGCGAGUGGUCCGGGAUACCUGGGGAGCAGACAUGUUUGAUCCCGCUGACAGCAGUGCGCGCGGAACGCAUGCGCCAAUCGUUAACCUUUUACCGUUUGUGGCUGCGGGCCGCCUGGGCAGUGCAGCAGAACCUUCAGGACACGGUGCACGGAAUAGCUUCAGAGCCCUUUGCAAAGUCAGGUCGGGCGCACGCAAUGUGCGAGCAGGCCAAGCACAGAGUGUACAAGGCCCUGGCAACAGGACGCGCCUGUCGGCGGUUGACGGCGCGCCGGGCGGCGACAUCAGCGGAGGAGACCGCCGACGACGCAGGGUCCUCGUGGAAAUACGACUUGGUCCGUUCUGUCGGCGAGGAGUGCCAGACCGAGCCGGAGUUGAGGAAACUGGUGGAGAAGAAGCCGGACUUUGUUUGCUACGACGGCUUUGAGCCGAGCGGGCGAAUGCACAUUGCGCAGGGCGUCUUCAAGUGCGUCAACGUCAACAAGUGCACCAAGGCUGGCGGCAAGUUCAUUUUUUGGGUGGCAGACUGGUUCGCGCUCAUGAAUGACAAGAUGGGAGGCGACAUUGACAAGAUUCGCACGGUUGGAGAGUACUUCGUGGAGGUCUGGAAAGCCACCGGCAUGGAUAUGUCGCGGGUGGAGUUCCUCUGGUCUUCGGAGGAAAUCAGCAAGCACGCCGAGCAGUACUGGGGCCAGGCUCUGCACAUCGCGUCCUGCUUUACCCUGGCAAGGGUGAAGAAGUGCUGCCAGAUCAUGGGCAGAGACGAGGACUCCCUGACCGCCGCGCAGAUCCUCUAUCCUCUCAUGCAGUGUGCGGACAUCUUCUUUCUCAAGGCAGACAUCUGCCAGCUGGGCGUCGACCAGCGUAAGGUGAACAUGCUUGCAAGGGACUACUGCGAUGCCGCAGGCAGGAAGCUAAAGCCGGUCAUCCUGUCCCAUCACAUGCUCUACGGCUUGAAGAAAGGGCAGGCGAAGAUGUCCAAGUCCGACCCAGAUAGCGCCAUCUUCAUGGAGGAUGCUGUAGAGGACGUCGUCCGAAAAAUCGGCGGUGCCUACUGCCCCUCCGCCCCUGAGGACAUGGCGACGUCGCAGCCCAAGAGCUCCGAAGGAAUGUCUUUGGUGGAGGACGACCUCAUGAAUCCAUGCCUUGACUACAUCCGGUACACACUGUUCUCUCAGGAGGGCUAUGUCUUCAAGGUCGCCGGCGGCAAAGCCUACGAGACCUUCGAGGACGUGAAGCAAGACUUCAUGGGCGGCCACAUCUCCGAGAGUGAGCUGAAAGAGAGCCUCACGAAGGAGGUGAACGCGCUGCUCGAGCCGGUGCGACGCCACUUCACCGAGGACGAGCACGCGAAGGAGCUGCUGGCCAAGGUGACAUCCUGGCGCAAGGAGACUUUGGAGAAGAAGUCCUCUCUGGUUCGUCUGAGUUUGGACAGCCUCCUCGAAGGGGGGGAUGCCAAGCUCUCCGUCAUCUUCGCCCCGGCGCCCUCCGAGUACGUUCGCUUGUCAGAUGUACUGGAGGUCUUAGAGAGACUGCGUUCCGCCAGUGGACAGCGGGUGCUGUGGCUUCAGGACUGGAGCGCGAGAUGCCUCGGCUUGGCGGGUGGCUCGGUCGACUGCAUCAACGGCUUCUACGAGCUGCUCCUGCACGGCCUCCGGUCGUUGGACCCACAGCUCAUGGAAGAGGUGCAGGUCCUCUGGCAGAAACAGGCCAUCCUCACCGGCCCUUCAGACUACUGGACCUCAGUCAUCAAUACCGGACGGGAGUGCUCGCUGGAGGCGAUCCGCAAAGCGCUGCCCGAGGGGGAGACCCUCGACUCUGCUUCGCAGGUGGUGGUAGCCAUCAUGCACGUGGGGGACGUCCUAGCUCUGGCUGGAGGCAAGCGAGAAGCGGUUCUCUGCUGCGGUCCACACCACAGGAAUCUCCACCACCUGGCGGCGGAACACUUCGAACAAAUGGGGCUCCAGGUGCCAAAGAUCGAAUGCACCGACAUGCCCAUGCUGCGUCUGCAGAGCCCGGGUGAUGGCUUGGAGGCUGAUACCCAGAUCCUGGUAACUGACAAGGAGAUGGAUGUCAACAGAAAGGUCAAGAAGGCCUUCUGUGAGCCUGGGAAUGUGGAGUUCAAUCCCCCCGUGGCCUGGGUCGAGGCCUUGCUGCCGACGCUGCCAGAGAAGCAGUUCGUCGUCAAGCGAAAAGAAGCGAACGGGGGCGACCUCGCCUACGAAGAGAUCGCGGUGCUCACGGAGGACUUUGCCAGCGAAGCGCUGCACCCUGGCGACUUGAAGCCAUCGUUGGGAAAGGCGCUGAACAGCGCAAUGGCAGACAUCCGAGCUGGCAUCAAGGCUUCUGGAGAUCUGAAGAAGGCUGAGAAGAAGCUCGCGGCCUACAUCAAGUCGCUGCAGAAAAAGAAGAAGUGA
Symbiodinium natans is the source of this 2730-nucleotide messenger RNA. The record is from the annotation of a GenBank genome assembly. NCBI's taxonomy places the organism in Eukaryota, Dinophyceae, Suessiales, Symbiodiniaceae.